Cynoglossus semilaevis (tongue sole) is the source of this 1902-nucleotide messenger RNA. RefSeq names its product organic solute carrier partner 1b (gene oscp1b). Gene Ontology annotation, biological process: transport. The record is from RefSeq and is a predicted model, not a curated record. Gene Ontology annotation, cellular component: plasma membrane; cytoplasm. NCBI's taxonomy places the organism in Eukaryota, Metazoa, Chordata, Actinopteri, Pleuronectiformes, Cynoglossidae. The transcript has 10 exons. Bases 125 to 1267 code for a protein of 380 amino acids.
GUUUUUGACUUUGUGGCCUGGCAACGAGAAGAGGCUUUACCAAACAUCAGUGGAUGUUUAAACGAGCAGCCGCUAGCUGCUAUACUUUUCUGGAACUACUGACACGUUCGAACCGAACCCCGCCAUGUCGUCAAGGACUCUGCCGCUGUUGUUUAUCAACCUCGGCGGAGAGAUGCUCUACAUUUUGGACCAGCGGCUCCGGGCGCAGAAUAUUCCCGCUGACAAGGCUAAGAAAGUUAUGAAUGACAUCAUCACCACCAUGUUCAACAAAAAGUUCCUGGAAGAACUUUUCAAACCACAGGAGCUUUACUCCAAAAAGGCCCUGCGGACUGUGUUCGACAGGCUGGCCCACGCUUCCAUAAUGAGGCUGAAUCAGGCCAGCAUGGACAAGCUCUACGACCUGAUGACCAUGGCUUUCAAGUAUCAGGUUCUUUUAUGUCCUCGGCCAAAGGACAUCCUCCUGGUCUCCUUCAACCACAUGGACGCCAUUAAGGACUUUUUGAAGGACACUCCUAGUAUUCUCAGUCAGGUGGAUGAGACGUAUCAACAACUCAUCGAGAUGUAUACUCCUCUGUCGGGGGGGGACUUCCAGCUCAUCCGACAAACACUUCUGAUCUUUUUCCAAGACAUGCACAUCAGGGUUUCCAUUUUCCUCAAGGACAAAGUCCAGAACUCCAACGGACGCUUUGUGCUGCCCACUAGUGGACCUGUGCCAUACGGAACACAAGUCCCAGGAUUAAUAAGGAUGUUCAACUGCACAGGAGAGGAAGUGAACAGGCUGCAGUUCACCAACGGAGGAAACUACACUGCUGCAGUACGGGAAGGUUCCUUUGAGAUCUUUGGAGACAGGUUCACCAAACUGGGCACCAACAUGUACAGUGUGAGUCGUCCAGUGGAAACACACCUGUCAGGAAAAUCCAAAAACUCUUCCCAGCACACCAAGGUCAGUGCUGCUCCAAACCCUCUGGCCAAAGAGGAGCUCAACCUGUUGGCCAGGUUGAUGGGAGGGUUAGAGGUCGACAGAGCAGGACACGUAGACAGCAGUUUCAGAGUCAACCUCUUCGCCACAGAUGAGGAAGAAGAGGAGGCUUCGUUAUCAAGACCAAACGAGCUCUCGUACGGAGUCAUCAAUAUCCAGGCGACAAAGGACCAACAGGCCAAUGCUGAACUGACCCGGAUCAUGGGGGAGUUCACAGAGUCCGGAGAUCAGUCUCCCAGCUCCAGCAGCAAAGGAGACGACCUCUUGGCCCUGAUGGACGGUCUGUGACGGGUCACGGAAACACGAAGGUCCAGAUGAUGGGAAACUGAUUUAUCAUCAGCCGUGGACUGCGGACCAGUCUGUGGACCAGUCGACUCUCUGUCUGUCUGUACAGUAGAACCAUUCAAACCACUGGCAGCGGUCAGGACGGUGGUCUGAUUGGAUCCUUCUCUGAAAGCAGAUGUGAGUCUGUGUAUCAGCUGGUUGUCAAAGAGAACAUAUCAGCGGGUGAGGAGUUUUUCUUUUUUUGCCAGAAGUACUGUAAAAAAAAAAAAGUUGCAUUAUAUUCAUAACGGUGGAACACUAUCAAUGUAUAAAUGCACUGGAAUACUGGUUCUGAUGCUGAUCCUAGAGUGAAAGAACCCCCCCCCCCCCCCGCACCCCUCACCCUUAAGUCUCACUGUGCAGAUACUUUAUUAUACGUAUAUUGUAAGUAUUGUUUGAGUUUUAGGGCGACGCGAGAAUAAGCAAAAAUUCCCAUUUCAUUCUCGGAAAACUUUGGCGCCCCCAAGAGGAUAUAGAUAACAGAGCAGAUUUUAAAAAUACAGUAACUAUGUUUACCUUAGAACAAGAGAAUAAGAAAAUGCACAAAAUUACACCAGAAAUGUCGUAUAGACAUAGGAAUAUUACAAAAAUGCACAACA